CUGUUCCCCUGGGGUUGGGGUGAGAUCCAGGGCAUCGCCAAUCGCACCGAUUUCGAUCUCAAAGCGCACUCAGAGCGCAGCGGCCAUUCGCUGACAUACUUCGACCAGGCGGAGAAUAGACGCUUUACGCCGUAUGUCGUCGAGCCGGCAGCAGGCGUGGACCGAGCGGUAAUGACCUUCCUGGUGGACGCAUACACGGAAGAAGAAGCGCCCACCGCGAGUGGCGGUACGCAGAAGCGCGUGGUGCUGAAGUUGCACCCGGCAAUCGCUCCGGUCAAGGUAUCGGUGUUGCCGCUCAGCCGCAACGAAAGACUCGUUCCACUUGCGCGUGAGGUGUACGACACAGUGCGGCGCAGCGGCGCGGUUGACGGCUUCGUGCAAUACGAUGACGCGCAGAGCAUCGGCAGGCGCUACCGCCGACAGGACGAAAUAGGCACGCCGCUCUGCAUCACAGUCGAUUUCGACUCUCUCGACGACAACGCGGUAACCAUCCGCGACAGGGACACAAUGGAGCAGGCUCGCAUACCGAUCGCCUCGCUCGAAGUUGAAUUGGGCGCACGGCUGCAAGUGUAG
This is a messenger RNA of Geodia barretti, 573 nucleotides long. Lineage: Eukaryota; Metazoa; Porifera; Demospongiae; Tetractinellida; Geodiidae. The record is from the annotation of a GenBank genome assembly.